Hydatigera taeniaeformis is the source of this 543-nucleotide messenger RNA. Lineage: Eukaryota; Metazoa; Platyhelminthes; Cestoda; Cyclophyllidea; Taeniidae. The record is from the annotation of a GenBank genome assembly.
AUGAAAAGAGGGGUUAUUUUCUCCUAUGUUCUGUGGCCCAUCGCCGUCACCAUGGGGGUCCCCGUAGCGGACGCCCUGAAGGUGGCCGAAUUAAUCGGCGUCAAGAUAUUCCUGAACGAAUUCGCAAGCUACCAACGGCUCGGCGUGAUAAUAAAGAACAUGGAACUGCUGAAUGAGCGAAACACGAGUGUGCCCAUCAACUACCUUCCAAAUGGGGAUUGGAGCUUCACUCUCAACAAUGGAACAGUUGUGGUUGCCACGUACGGCGCAUUUUUUACGGAAAAAGCCAAAGUACUCUGCACCUACGCUCUUUGCGGAUUCGCCAACAUCGGUUCCAUCGGCAUCCUCCUCGGCGCAAUGGUGACCAUUCUUCCCCAGCGGCGAGCCGACUUGACAAGUAUGAUUCUCACCGGAAUGGUCGGCGGCAAUAUCGCCUGCUUCCUGACGGGCUGCUUCUCAGGUAGAGCCGAGUUAAAGAAUGGAACUUUUAAUGUCAUUUUAAAAGCACUCUUGUCUCCAUCGGCUUUGGAUAGGCGUAGGUAA